CUAUAGGUACUUCUGUCCUGCAGUAUCCCUUUAGUCCUGUUGGCGGCAUUACUGAACGCCCUCAUACUGUUCGGUGAUAGUUAUCAGUUGAGGACCAACGGGCCUAUUUGUUGAGGAUGACUGUUAUCUGCGCUAUCCCGUUCGUGGACCAACCGUUCUGAUUCUGACAAAUAUAGGUGUGAGAUGUGCAGAUCACGGCGUUUAAUAAGGGACGAGGAUUUCACUAUCGGUUCUCCUGCCAUCACGUCUAGUCCCAUCCAGUCUCUUCGUCUUGCUAUCGAGUUACCGUAAUUACCUGUAUUUACGCUUCCGGUCAAGCGUCAAUCCUGUCCCGGUCCGAGUUCAACAUGGCAGAACCCGGCGACGCCCAGAUAUCGAGUGUCCUAACCACCGUCCUCGGAGACAGCGUCCUACGGCCCGGCAGCGAAGAGUACGACAAAAGCAACGGCUCGUACUUUAGCGCCUUCGAGAACGAGAUCAAGCCGGCAUUCAUCGCCAAACCGAGCUCCCCCGAGCAGGUACAGGACCUGAUCAAGGCACUCCGCCCACAUCUGCUUUCGGGGGGCUGUCAAGUCGCCAUCCGAGGCACCGGCCAUACCCCGAUUGCGAGUAGUGCCAACGUCCAAAAUGGUGUCACCGUCGACACGAGGGGUCUCAAGGGCAUCACCUUGAAUGGGGACAAGUCCAUUGUGGAGCUCGGUGUCGGCGAGACGUGGGCGACGGCAUACACCGAGCUGGAAAAACAUGGCUUGACCGUGGCGGGAGGACGUGUCGGACGCAUCGGCGUGGGUGGUCUCAUUCUGGGAGGUGGACUAUCCAUGUUCUCCAAACGCAGAGGAUUCGCAUGCGACUCGGUCACCGAAUUCAAAGUCGUCCUUGCAUCCGGCGACCUCGUUCGCGCCAACGCAGAAGAGAACCCGGACCUCUGGUAUGCGCUCAAGGGCGGUCUGAACAACUUCGGCAUCGUCACCUCCCUCAAGAUGAAGACGUUCCAGUCCGGCGACAUCUGGGGCGGCCUCACCUACUACAUGCCCGAGACCUUCCCGCAGCUCAUCGAGAGGACGUGCGACUAUGCCUACAACGAGACGGACGAGGACACCCACAUCAUGUGCAGUGCCGGCUACGGCUUCGGCCACCAGGCCAUCACCGUCGUCAUGUACCACACCCAGGGGCUGGAGAACCCCCCGGCGCUCCAGCGUUUUACGGCGGUAGAACCGCAGAUUAAGCAGAUGGGGUCCAUGCGGAAAUCCACGCAUCUCGAUUUCUGCGACGAACUCUCCAAGUUUACUACUGACGGAGUGCGGCAAUACUGGGCUUCCAUCACCGUCAAGCCGGAUCCAUCGCUGCUGGGAACAUUCCACGAGAAAUGGCAAAAAGCGGUCGAGGCCCUGAAAGACGCCGACGGGUUCAUCUUCACCCUCGGCAUGCACCCCCUGACGAGGACGCUGCUGGAGAACUCGGCGAAAGCCGGCGGCAACGCCAAGGCCAUCCCCCCUUCCGACGGGCCUCUCCUUAUCAUCCUGAUCAAUCCCAUCUGGAACGCGCAGCAAGACGACAGCCGCAUCUUCGCGUACAUCCGCAACCUCGUCGCCGAGUUUAGGCAGCUGGCGAGUGAAAAGGGGUUGCUGCACCGGUACAUCUUUACCAACUACGCCGAUGCCGUCGACUCGGCCAUUGCUGGGUAUGGAGAGGAGAGCGUCGCGAAGCUGAGGGAGGCGAGUAAGAAGUACGAUCCCGAAGGUGUAUUUCAAAAGGGCGUUCCUGGGGGGUUCAAGCUGCCGAGCGUGGUGGCUUGAUUUUGGCGGCUUGCAUGCCGGCCGUCUCUGCCCCUGGCCGGAAUGUUCCGUUCCGUCCGUUACAACUCAUACUCCGGGCCCAGCCCGAGAUAGAUUCUGCAAAAUUCCUUACAAAGAACAUGAACCAUUUCUUGUACCAUCAAAUUCCAUCAAGCCACACAUCAUCGUAUUGCUUUUCCAUCCAUGAAUAAUGAAACCCUC
Molecule: messenger RNA, 1997 nt
Organism: Sodiomyces alkalinus F11
Lineage: Eukaryota; Fungi; Ascomycota; Sordariomycetes; Glomerellales; Plectosphaerellaceae
Product: FAD-binding domain-containing protein
Exons: 3
Coding region: 348-1796 (482 amino acids)
Molecular function (GO): FAD binding
Source: RefSeq, a predicted model, not a curated record